AUGGACUCGACAGCAUAUCCUCAUAUCCUCGAGCGUGUCAUCCGGCACUGUUGCUCGGCCUCCACGCUCCUGGCGUUCCGCCCCACCUCGCGCCGGUGUCAAGCUGUGGCGGACGACACGCUCUUCCAUCACGUCGUGCUCCACACUCAGUGCUACCGCCCUGCGCAGAAGGGGCGGGUGAGGAAGCUGCUCAAGCGCAUCACGAACCGGAGAUUACGCCUCGAGCCGCGCCUCAUCUUCGUGCUCCCUGCCUCGUCGCCAAUCGACUUCGACGUCCCACACCUUCCCUUCCUUCCUAGGAAGGUGCACACCUUGGAUGUUGGGACCAUGGCCGAGCUGGGGCUUGACUUCUUCGACACCUCGUUGCCAUGGGACGAGCUGCACGCCCCUCAUCUGUUGCGCCGCUACGGUCCGACUACGUCCUACAGUUGGGCGGCCGUACGCGACGCGACUGUCGACUUUGUUAUCGCCAAACCACCGCGCUACGUCGGGUGUUCAUCCGGCCAGGAGGUGGUAGUACCAUGUUCAACACCGAAGUACGUGCUCCACCUGUGUUGGCCAGGAGGGUGGGACCCCGCGAUGAUCGACCCCGACACGGAUCUCGAACGGCUCAUUUCUGUCCAUGGGGUUUACUUGGCGUGUCGUACUCAACGGCCCAAUGUGCGCGAGGCGACGGUGGUCUUCUCCCCCGACUUCGCCUCGCCUUCCCGCGCCACAAUCGGCAAGGUGGUCAUGAUGGCCACAAGGGUAUUCAUACAGAGCAUGGUGUUCGACUCGGCCACGCUUCCUGUCGUUGGGCUCGAAGUAUGCCUGCCCGACGUCGACGCGGACGAGUUCAGACAGACCGUGAGAGACGCUGCGAUCGACUUGUGUGUCCGCUGGUGGGAGGAGGCCGAGGGCCCACGACUUGACCGCGAUGCCGUGGCGAGAGAGUAUGACGGCAUCCGCUUCAUGACGCUCGAGGAGUGGUGGGAGGGACUAGGGAGCAUGAAGGAUGUGGUGGGGGUGUGGCCUGCACCGCGAGCCGGCACCGGACACCGAUAUCACCUGCCAGUACCUAGAUCCAUGUGA
Vanrija pseudolonga is the source of this 1071-nucleotide messenger RNA. RefSeq lists its product as uncharacterized. Bases 1 to 1071 code for a protein of 356 amino acids. The record is from RefSeq and is a predicted model, not a curated record. Lineage: Eukaryota; Fungi; Basidiomycota; Tremellomycetes; Trichosporonales; Trichosporonaceae. The transcript has a single exon.